Messenger RNA from Medioppia subpectinata, 1357 nucleotides. NCBI's taxonomy places the organism in Eukaryota, Metazoa, Arthropoda, Arachnida, Sarcoptiformes, Oppiidae. The record is from the annotation of a GenBank genome assembly.
GAUGUGGUGGACACUGACCGGCAAUUACGGCAAUAUAUUGCCCAUCGAUUGGAGCAAAACCUACGCCCGAAGUCUGCACUUACCGGCGCUCAACAUAAACGCCUCGCAAAUGCGGGCGACAAACGCGGCCAACAAUAACCCGAACGCCGAUCUCUUCGACCCGACCUGCGAUGAGGAAGAGUUGGCCAAAGAGCUGGACAUGCAUUCGCUGAUACUGGCGAGCCUACAACAGGAGCCGAUCUUCACUGCGGAACAGGUGCUCGAAGAGAUCGACGAGAUUAUGAUGAAUGAGUCGGAGUCGACGUCCAGCGGGUGUACCGUUUCGGACACCGCCUCCACUGACAAGUCGCCCACCAGUGGUGGCGGCAAAGCGGCCGACGAUAAGCACUCGAUAGCGGCCCUCCUCUACGAAGAGAAGCUGAAGACCUACUCAUCGGUUCAGUUGAAUGAGCUGUACGUCGAGUUGGAGCGUAUGAUACAACACAACUCGGAGACACUGAUCAAUGAGUUGGCGCUCAGGGAUGAGCUCGAGUUCGAGAAGGAGCUGAAGAAUACGUUCAUCUCGUUGUUGUUGAGCGUCCAGAAUAAGCGCCGACAGCACCACAUCGACCGCAAACGGGGCCGCACUCUGGAGCCCAAGUACUUGACAACAGUCAUACCGUACAACACGGGUCGCGGACCGCCAACAGUGGCCACUCUUCAGAUACUCAUCAAAAUAUUGCGUGCUAUCAAUGAGGACAGCCCUACUGUGCCCACACUUCUCACCGAUUAUAUACUGAAAGUGAUUUGUCCGACCACUUGAGUGGUCAGCACCAGACCCGACGGGUCCCACACCCGACAGCCCCUCUCCUCAAGAUCUCUAACCUAAGCGUUUCAUCACUACUGUCUCUGUGCGCUGUCUUUCCUAUCGCUCUCACACUUCUCGCCACACAUUCAUUAUAUUUACACAACUAUUGAUAUUUUUAUCGACAAAUUCAUUGAAAUUUAUUGAUUGUUUGACUAAUUAUUAUUGAUUAUAACUCGAGGACGAAAUCAAAUGAGAUUAUUAUUAUUAUAAACGGUAUAUGAAAACCAAUAUUCCUAUAGUGUGUGAGAGAAAUGGUUGUCAAAAAAUUGUGGUUUUCAGUGCAUUAUACGAUUUAAUGCCUAUUUAUUAUUAUGUAAUAAUUAUUAUAGCGAUUAUUUAGUCAAUAUAUUCCUCGCAUGAUUUAGACGUGUAUUUAACACACAAUUGAUUUGUUUUUGUUUGAAUACUCAAUAGGGAAGAGAGCUAUGGAUGAACUAAAUUUAUGAAUAUAUUUAUGGCAUAUGUUAUUGUAUUUCAAAAUAAUUUGAUUGCUUUUUCCACUCCAACGAU